GGACGUGGAGGCCAACACGGUGCGGCUGAAGGAGCACGGGAAGGUGGUGCUGGUGCUGCAGAAGGACCUGCAGGCCCGGAGCAGCAGGUACUCGGUGAUGGCCGGGACGCCGGAGAAGAUCCUGGAGCACCUGCUGGAGUUCAUGAGGCUCGAUGCCACCCUCUAUGAUCCCGUGGACACCCUGCUGGGGGAUUUCCUGCUCACCUACACCGUGUUCAUGCCCAGCUCGCAGCUCUGCAGGGCUCUGCUGCACCAGUUCCGCUCGGAGCCGCUGGAGGGUUCGGAGCAGGACAAAGCCGCCUUCGCGCUGCUCAAGCGCCGCAAGAUCCUGCGCCUGGUGAGCCAGUGGCUGCUGCUCUACGGGCGGCUCCUGCAGGGCGACCGCGGCACCACGGCCCUGCUGCAGAACCUGGCGGACCUGGCGAGCCGCGACCCCCGCCUGGGGGGGCUGGGGCAGGAGCAGGAGCGGCGGCGGCCCCGGGG
This is a messenger RNA of Corapipo altera (White-ruffed manakin), 483 nucleotides long. Its product is annotated as rap guanine nucleotide exchange factor 3-like. The annotation marks the transcript as partial. The transcript is spliced from 5 exons. The record is from RefSeq and is a predicted model, not a curated record. NCBI's taxonomy places the organism in Eukaryota, Metazoa, Chordata, Aves, Passeriformes, Pipridae.